UUCCUCAGAAUAAACAGUACGGAAACUUGAGCCUGCAGAGUCCUAAAACAAAAAGGAACAGAUAAGUGUUACGGUGUUAUGUCGACUAACCGACUUUGCUACUUUCACAAAACCUUAUAUACAUACCAACCACUCUUCUCUGCUAAUUCACACUUUUCUCUCUAACUGAAACCUUCAUUAUAUUUUCCUUUCGGUACCUAUCAACUGGUGAUUAAGGAUGAGUAUACCACAGGACUCUCUGAAAAUUCAGACUUGUAUUCUCAAGGUUAAUAUCCGCUGUAAAUGUGAAGGCUGUGAGCACAAAGUAAAGAAACUGCUGCAGAAAGUCGAUGGGGUGUUUUCUGUGAAAGUAGAUGCAGAGCAAGGGAAAGUGCUGGUGGCAGGUGAUGUGGAUCCAGCCAAACUCAUAAAAAAGCUCAAGAGGUCAGGGAAACAUGCUGAGAUAUGGGGUGGCCAGAAAGGUGUGAUGAUGUCCAAUCAAAACAAUCCCAACAUUAACCAUCAAUUUCAGAACUUGCAAGUUGUUGAUAAUAGCAGCAAGAAAGGGGGAAAGGACAAGAAGGUUCAGAAAGUUGUUGGUGGUGUCCAAGGUCAAGUAGCACAAUUCCAAAACUUCAAAGGGGUUCAGGCUCAGGAUCUUAAGGUACCCCCAAAAGAACACAAAGCUGUCAAAUUCAGCUUGCCAGAGGAGGAUUUUGAUGGGAGUGAUUAUGGUUCUGAUGAUGGAUUUGAAGACAAUUUUGGUGAUUAUAGUGAAGAGGAGGAGGAAGGGUAUGGGGAUAAACAUCCUGUUAAGAACAAGAAGCUGCUGCCUGUGAUGGGGAAUGUUAGUGGGCCUCAUGGGCCUAUCAUGAAUGCCCAUAAAGUCAAUAGUGGUGGGCCUCAUGGGCAUUCUGGUAUGAUGAAUGGGCCUGCCAUCAAUAACCAUAAAGGAAAUGGUGGUGGGGUUGGGAUUAAACAUGAUGUCAUUAAUUUGGCAAUGCAAAGCAAGGGCAAAGGUGGAAAUUCAUUUGAGGCUAAAAAUGGCAUCAAAGAAGGAAUGAAAUUGAAAAGCAAUGUGGACCCAAGAGGUGUGAAAGACAACAAGGUGGAAAAGCAGAAGAAAAUGAAUGGGAAAAGUGAGGGUGGUAUGCUAGGUCGGUUUCUAGGCAUUGGGAAAAAGAGCAACAAGGGAGAAAGUGGAGGGAAAUUGAGCAAGCAUGAGAGUGAAAAUGUACAUAACAAAGGCAAGGAAGAGAAAAAGGGUGGAGGGAAAUUGAAGGGUCAUGGUAACAAUGAUAUGAGUAAAAAUGACAUUGACUCUGAAUUUGGUGACUAUGACCAUAUCCCUCAUCAUGGUAAAAGUGGCAAGGGCAGUAAUGGCAAUGGUAAUGGAAACAUGGGCCAGAUGGGUAUUAAUUAUCCGGUGGAUCAAAUGAGGAAUAUUGCGGCGGCUCAGGGGCUUCCGGCGGUGAAUGGCGGCGGUAGUGGUUAUUAUCAAGGGAUGCAAAUGCAACCUCCUUCAUAUCAGCAACAUCAAGCAAAUAUACACCCACAAGAUAUGAUGUAUAAUAGGCCACAUCCGUCGAUGAACAACUACAUGAUGCCACCACCACCGAUGCCGUCUCACCCCAUGUCAGAUCCUAUGACACACACAUUCAGUGAUGAGAAUGUUGAGAGCUGCAGUAUCAUGUAAAAUUGAAUUACAAUUUCAGUUAUGUCUUUAUUUUUGCAGUUCAUGAAAUUUUGUGUAGGGCAACAAAAUGUGAAAUGUUUAGAACUAUAUAAUGAUAUUUAAGUUUGUUUUUUUUUUGCUCCUGUUUUGUUCAAUGGAAAUUUCAGUUGUACAUUGUUUAUCUAAUGGAAUUUUCA
This is a messenger RNA of Lotus japonicus, 1851 nucleotides long. Its product is annotated as heavy metal-associated isoprenylated plant protein 34-like. Lineage: Eukaryota; Viridiplantae; Streptophyta; Magnoliopsida; Fabales; Fabaceae. Bases 218 to 1675 code for a protein of 485 amino acids. Gene Ontology annotation, molecular function: metal ion binding. The transcript has 3 exons. The record is from RefSeq and is a predicted model, not a curated record.